This is a messenger RNA of Triticum turgidum subsp. durum (durum wheat), 522 nucleotides long. The record is from the annotation of a GenBank genome assembly. Lineage: Eukaryota; Viridiplantae; Streptophyta; Magnoliopsida; Poales; Poaceae.
AUGGUGACUACCACUGGGAAGCUCACUGAUGGCGUGUGGGGCCCGAAGCACUACAUCCUGACGGCCAUCGCCGUGACCCUCGCCGUGAGCGCCGUGGCCGUCGUGACCUCCGUCAUCCUCAGCCCCGCGCGCCUCGUCUUCUCCGUGACCGCCACCUCCACCAACCAGCUCCAGGGAGCGCCGGUGUUGAUCCUAAACUUCACCAUGGAUGCUGCCAACCCGAGCCGCCGCGCGGGGGUGGAGUACAGCUCCCUCACGGCCCGGCUGCGGGUGUACAACGCGAGCCACGGGGCGGACGCGUCGGUGCAGACGGUGGUCCACCAGGCCAUGCCGCUCCUCCAGCCGCCGGCGAGCUGGAGGCUGGAGCAGCUUCCGUGCGUCGGCCUUCUUCGACCUGCGCUUCUUGUCCGGUUCAAGGUCGGGCUGGCCUACUCCCGCCCGUACGACGUCGAGGUGUCCUGCCAGCCCGUCGACUUCUUCACGGCCGCCGCCGCCGGUACGAAGGUCGGCUGCGUUGCCUGA